AAAAAAAAAAGUUUCCCUUUGAAGUUUAAACUUUGUGAGCAAUUUCUAUUUUUUUCAAAAUGUUGUGAUUUGAAGUGAAACGAAAAUGUGAAAAGUCUAUAUGAUCAACAGAUCAAUUACAUUUUCUCAAUCUGCAAAUCAUUCAUCGAAGUGAAAUUGAGAGAAUUGAAUUUUGGGUCGUAUCAUAUCACAUCAUUUCGACAUUUGAUCGAUCAUGUCCUUCUUAUUCUUCGACCCGUCAAGGCCCAAAACCCCGCAAGAGGUAGCCAGGGCGAUCAAGGACAGCCUCAUGGCUCUCGACGCCAAAACCGUUGCUGAAGUUAAAGCCCUUGAAAAGGCAAGAAAAGAUUUAUUACACCUUUGGUCCAUAUUGUUGAAGCAAAAAGUUGAUUCCACCUGUUGCUGUGUGGAGUACAUUGAGAAGCAUUUGGAGUUAUUUGACUUUCUUGUGGUUUGCUAUUAUAACAAGGAAAUUGCUUUAAAUUGUGGAAAUAUGUUGAGGGAGUGCUUCAAAUUUCCAACACUUGCACAGUAAGACAUUCGAGCUUUAUGUCCAUUUCGUUCAUAUGACUGAAGUACUUAAUGAUGUUGCUAAAGUGAUGCUAUGGUUGAAAACAUUGUCAUUGCUUCUUCCUAAAUGAUGAUUGUAUAAGAUUUCAGAAGAGGAAAUAUAAUUCUUUCAGUACAUAAGUUCUCUAAAUUUUUUAUUAUAUUCUAUAUCAUCUAAUUUGUGGCAAGCUUUGCA
Durio zibethinus is the source of this 745-nucleotide messenger RNA. Lineage: Eukaryota; Viridiplantae; Streptophyta; Magnoliopsida; Malvales; Malvaceae. The record is from RefSeq and is a predicted model, not a curated record.